Neoarthrinium moseri is the source of this 1584-nucleotide messenger RNA. RefSeq lists its product as uncharacterized. The record is from RefSeq and is a predicted model, not a curated record. Gene Ontology annotation, molecular function: carboxylic acid transmembrane transporter activity. Gene Ontology annotation, biological process: transmembrane transport; carboxylic acid transport. Bases 1 to 1584 code for a protein of 527 amino acids. NCBI's taxonomy places the organism in Eukaryota, Fungi, Ascomycota, Sordariomycetes, Amphisphaeriales, Apiosporaceae. Gene Ontology annotation, cellular component: plasma membrane. The transcript has 3 exons.
AUGGCAAUGCAAAACGAGCCUGCGGACCCUCUCGCAAAGGGCAUCCUCCCGACUGCAAAGCAAUCGUGGAGCGAUCUGUUCAAGUGGAAACAGAGAGUGGUUGUAAUCAACGACCUCGGCGAGACUCACACAGAGUGGCAGUCGCCGCCUCCCUGGAGGAACCCCAUCUCCCUGUUCAUGUUACUGAGCGCGCGGGACUGGCUGUACUUCCUGGUUGGUCUUUUCGCUUGGACGGCCGAUGCUUUCGACUUCCAUGCCCUAUCAAUCCAGCAGUAUAAACUAUCCAAGUACUACAGCCGCACCAAGACGGAGAUCAGCACCGCCAUCACCUUGACUCUCCUGCUUCGGUCCGUCGGGGCGGCUGUAUUUGGACUACUAGGAGAUCGGUUUGGUAGGAAAUGGCCCAUGGUUGGAAAUAUGGUCAUCCUCGGCUUGCUGCAGAUUGCCACCAUUUACAGCGUCACCUUCGAGCAGUUCCUUGCGGUCCGGUCCCUUUUUGGUCUAUUCAUGGGUGGCGUCUACGGCAACGCUGUUGCCAUGGCGCUGGAGAACUGCCCGCUGGACGCGCGAGGCUUGAUGAGCGGCAUCAUGCAGCAGGGGUACUCCCUGGGCUACGUGUUGGCCGCCUGCGCCAACCUUGGAGUCGGUGGUGCAACCGAAACCUGGAAGACAGUCUUCUGGAUUGCUGCAGGGCUUUCCAUCGCUGCCGGUCUCGCCCGAUGCCUGUUCCCCGAAUCCAAACAGUUCAGAGAGGCGAAGAAGUCAGGGCACCACAUCACGGCCACGGAUUUCUGGAAGGAAACCAAGUCCAUGCUCGGAACUGAGUGGCGCAUGUGCAUCUACUGUAUCAUCCUGAUGACCUGGUUCAACUUCUACUCCCACACUAGUCAGGACAGCUACACGACUUUCAUGAUUGAACAAAAGGAGCUAAACAACGACGCUGCCAGCCGUGCCAGUAUCUGGAUGAAGGUUGGAGCUUGCGUAGGCGGCACCAUCAUUGGCUAUCUUUCGCAAUUCGUAGGCAGGCGCCGUGCCAUCGUUGUCUCUGCACUCAUGAGUUGCUUUCUGAUCCCGGCCUGGAUCCUGCCAGAGGGAGAGGCAUCGUUGUCUGCCUCUGGGUUCUUCAUGCAGUUCUUCGUACAGGGAGCAUGGGGUGUCAUCCCUAUCCACCUGAACGAGCUGUCCCCUCCUGCCUAUCGUUCCAGCUUCCCUGGUAUCACCUAUCAGCUGGGUAACAUGAUCUCGAGUCCUUCGGCGCAGAUUGUCAACGCCAUUGCGGAAUCCCACUUCGUGCGUAACAAGAGCGGGAAGUUGGCCCAGGCAUAUGGACCGACCAUGGGCAUUGCAACAGUCAUAAUUGCGCUUGGCAUCGCGGUGACCGCGGCCUUCGGUCCUGAGAAGCGUGGUAGACACUUUGAGAACGCUGGGCCUGCCGGCGCGAACGUCGGGCAUCAAGGUGACCUUGAGAAGGCUGUGGAUGUCGUCUCUUUGGCGGAGGAUCCCAAGGUUGAAGCUACCCACGAGGUCGAACAUGUUGGUACAAGAAACGAGCCGCAGGAACCCAAGAAGGAGACUCCGGCUUGA